Mucor mucedo is the source of this 450-nucleotide messenger RNA. RefSeq lists its product as uncharacterized. The transcript has a single exon. Gene Ontology annotation, molecular function: nucleic acid binding. The record is from RefSeq and is a predicted model, not a curated record. The coding region runs from base 1 to 450 and encodes 149 amino acids. Lineage: Eukaryota; Fungi; Mucoromycota; Mucoromycetes; Mucorales; Mucoraceae.
AUGUGUGAAAAGAUGAACGGAUUUAUCACGAAAUCUCUAAGAAAAUUAGCUUUGUGUUACCCAAGGAAAUGGGAUCGCCAUAUCUCUACAAUAUUGUAUUCUUACCGUAUCCGAGCUCAUCAAGUUCUAGGAAUCUCGCUUUUUAAAUUGUUGUAUGUUAUUAAUGCAGGUACUUAUGAUCAAGAUCCAAUUGUAAAGUUUGGUAGAACCUUAGGUUUGGAGCGAUUGAUGUAUAUUCAAGAUGUGCGUGAUGAUCUAACUGAUAAAUUUUUGGACGACUAUCCAGUCAAUAACAAUACGCCUCGCUUUUCUGUUCGAGAUCUGGUACUUAAGCGUGAUUUUGUAAAGAAGAACUCCCUUCAAGGCCACUAUUUACAAGGCGGUCAUUGCCUAUCCUUAUCAAAUAUUUUAGCUAUGCGAUCUCAGUACAAGAAUAAUACAGAAAAAUAG